CCCUCCUGUUUCCGGUGCCGUCACGGGACAGAGCCGUCGGUGACAGCCCCAAGGGCCCCCGCCCCGCGCCCAUGGCCGAGCCGGACCCCUCUGACCCUCUGGAGACCCAGGCAGGGAAGGUGCAGGAGGCUCAGGACUCAGAUUCAGACACUGAGGAAGGAGCUGCAGGCGGAGAAGCCGAGAUGGACUUCCUGCGGAAUUUCUUCUCCCAGACACUGGGCCUGGGCACCCAGAAGGAGCGUCUGCUGGACGACCUGACCCUGGAAGGGGUGACCCGCUACAUGCAGAGCGAGCGCUGUCGCAGGGUCAUCUGUUUGGUGGGAGCUGGGAUCUCCACGUCCGCCGGCAUCCCUGACUUCCGCUCCCCAUCCACGGGCCUCUACGCCAACCUAGAGAAGUACAAUCUUCCCUACCCGGAGGCCAUCUUUGAGAUUGGCUACUUCAAGAAACACCCAGAGCCCUUCUUUGCUCUUGCCAAGGAACUCUAUCCUGGGCAGUUCAAGCCGACCGUCUGUCACUACUUCAUCCGCCUGCUGAAGGAGAAGGACCUACUGCUGCGCUGCUACACGCAGAACAUAGACACGCUAGAGCGAGUGGCGGGGCUGGAGCCUGAGGACCUGGUGGAGGCCCACGGCACCUUCUACACCUCACACUGCAUCAGCCCCCUCUGCCGACGGGAGUACUCGCUCAGCUGGAUGAAAGAGAAGAUCUUCUCCGAGGUGACUCCCAAGUGUGAGAAAUGUCACAGUGUGGUGAAGCCUGACAUCGUGUUCUUCGGUGAGAACCUCCCAGCGAGGUUCUUCUCCUGCAUGCAGUCAGACUUCCUGAAGGUGGAUCUCCUCAUCAUCAUGGGUACCUCCCUGCAGGUGCAGCCCUUUGCAUCCCUCAUCAGCAAGGCACCCCUCUCUACCCCGCGCCUGCUCAUCAACAAGGAGAAGACUGGGCAGACUGACCCUUUCCUGGGGAUGAUGAUGGGCCUCGGAGGAGGCAUGGACUUCGACUCCAAGAAGGCCUACAGGGACGUGGCCUGGCUGGGUGACUGUGACCAGGGCUGCCUGGCCCUUGCCGACCUCCUCGGAUGGAAGAAGGAGCUGGAGGACCUCGUCCGGAAGGAGCAUGCCAGCAUUGAUGCCCAGGCAGGGUCGGGGAGCCCCAACCCCAACACUUCGGCUUCCCCCGGGAAGUCUCCACCUCCUGCCAAGGAGGAGGCCAGGACCAUGGAGGGGGAGCAGGGCCAGUGACAGCUGCACCUCCCGGGACAGCAGAGCCGCCACCAGCCCUGGCCCCCUCUAACUUGCAGCUCUUGUCUGGGGAGCUCAGAAUGUUGCCCCAGUCUCUUAACCACCCCCUCUCAAAACUGGGGUCCCAGCCCCCUGACCCUGGCAAAUCUCUAACAGCACCCAGGGGCCGAGGCCUGCGCAGCUCAGCUGUAACAGCCCACGGUCUCUAACCACCCGCGGGGAUGCGGGUCAACCUCCCCUAAUCUCUAACUGCUCCCAGGGCCAGGGCUGCCUCUAAACUCCUAACUGUUCUGGACAGGGGCCCCAGGGCUCCCCGGGGCUCCCCAUGCCCUCUACCGCUCCUAGGGACCUGUGGCCAAGUCGGCCAAGUCUAACGUACCCUGGGUGGAGUUUGGGCCCUCCAGACAUAACACCCUCUGGGGGGAGCUGAGCCUGAAGGCCUCCCCAGUCUGUGUCUCCCACUCCCAAAGUGGGUGCUGGACCCCUUCCCUUUGGGACCCACUUCCCCUGCCGGGAGGGGCAGAUAAUGUUGCUUAUUGGAGACAAAUUAAAAACAAAAACAACUAACGAUCA
Neomonachus schauinslandi (Hawaiian monk seal) is the source of this 1814-nucleotide messenger RNA. RefSeq names its product sirtuin 2 (gene SIRT2). The transcript is spliced from 16 exons. The record is from RefSeq and is a predicted model, not a curated record. Bases 72 to 1241 code for a protein of 389 amino acids. NCBI's taxonomy places the organism in Eukaryota, Metazoa, Chordata, Mammalia, Carnivora, Phocidae. Gene Ontology annotation, molecular function: NAD+ binding.